This is a messenger RNA of Durusdinium trenchii, 486 nucleotides long. NCBI's taxonomy places the organism in Eukaryota, Dinophyceae, Suessiales, Symbiodiniaceae. The record is from the annotation of a GenBank genome assembly.
AUGUGUUCCCUUUGCAACUGGGGCAUGGUGCAGUUUUGGGCGUGGCUGGAUCCACUCUGCUACAUUACGUAUCCGGCGGACAAUUGGCCAUGGGAGUACACCUCCGCCAGAUGCAUCAUGGCGAACGCCGUGCAAUGGGUCUUGACGGCCGGGAUUAUCGAGGAGAGCUUCAAGUUUGUCUCCUUGCUGAGAUUGCGGCCCACGCCCUCCCGGGUCCUGCAAGGCUUAGAGCGCUGUCGCUGCUCCCUGCCUUUCGUGCCGAAGGGCUGGUUUAUGCGCCUGGCCGAUUCGCCUUUGGCAGUGGCCCUGUGCGGAGUAGCGGCUGGGGGAGGCCUCGCAACGACGGAGAACUUCAUGUACAUCUUCAGCCGGGAAAGUAUUGACAAGGCCUUCCGAGAGGGCGACCUCGAAUCGGCCUAUGGCCGCAUUGCGGCUUCCUUUGCCCACAUGGUUUGGACAGGCGAAGACGUGGUCGCCGGCACUUGA